This is a messenger RNA of Corylus avellana, 832 nucleotides long. RefSeq lists its product as uncharacterized. The record is from RefSeq and is a predicted model, not a curated record. NCBI's taxonomy places the organism in Eukaryota, Viridiplantae, Streptophyta, Magnoliopsida, Fagales, Betulaceae.
UGUGCAAAAGCAACCAAAAAGAAAACCAGAAAGACAACCAUGGCUCACCGCAUGAUGUUUUUCCUCUCUUUCCUAGUAACCCUGGCAGCCAUUGAAGGCAUUCAUGCAGUUGACUACGUGGUCACCAACACCGCCGAGAACACUCCCGGUGGGGUUCGCUUUAACAAGAAGAUCGGAUCUGGCUACAGCAGGCAAACCUUGGUUUCUGCCACGGAUUUCAUAUGGAGGACCUUUCAGCAAAACAAUGCCGUCAACAGAAAGAAUGUGCAGAAAGUGAGCUUGUUUAUCGACGACAUGGAUGGAGUUGCAUAUGCUAGCAACAACGAGAUCCAUGUCAGUGCGAGAUACAUCAACAGCUAUUCGGGUGAUGUGAAAAGAGAAAUCACCGGCGUGCUUUACCAUGAAAUGACACAUGUUUGGCAGUGGAAUGGUAAUGGGUUGGCUCCUGGAGGAUUGAUCGAAGGAAUUGCUGAUUUUGUGAGGCUGAAGGCAGGAUACGCGCCAAGCCACUGGGUGCAGCCUGGGAAAGGUGAUAAAUGGGACCAGGGAUACGAUGUUACAGCUCGGUUUCUAGACUAUUGCAAUAGUCUUAGAAAUGGGUUCGUGGCUGAGUUGAACAAGAAAAUGAGGACUGGUUAUAAUGCUCAUUUUUUUGUUCAACUACUUGGAAAAUCUGUUGAUCAGCUCUGGAGGGACUACAAAGCCAAGUAUGGAAAUUAGAGGGGAUGGUUAGAACUAUAUUAAUACGAUAAAUAAUGUAUCCUGCAUCAUCAUAAUUGGUGAAAUAAAUAAAUAAAUUAUAUGAAUAAAUGUUUUUAGAUGAUUGUCAUGA